Panicum virgatum (switchgrass) is the source of this 1206-nucleotide messenger RNA. RefSeq names its product 60S ribosomal protein L10-like. The record is from RefSeq and is a predicted model, not a curated record. Gene Ontology annotation, molecular function: structural constituent of ribosome. Gene Ontology annotation, cellular component: cytosolic large ribosomal subunit; ribosome. The coding region runs from base 124 to 801 and encodes 225 amino acids. Gene Ontology annotation, biological process: ribosomal large subunit assembly; translation. Lineage: Eukaryota; Viridiplantae; Streptophyta; Magnoliopsida; Poales; Poaceae. The transcript is spliced from 3 exons.
UCCUCUUUAUAUCCACCACCUGGCCUCCCCUCGCCCCCUCACGCCGCGACCGAACGGAACCUCGCUCAAAGGCUCGCGAAUCCAUCACCUCACCGAUUGUCACCUUCCAACUUUCCGGGCGCCAUGGGCAGGAGGCCAGCGCGGUGCUACCGUCAGAUCAAGAACAAGCCGUACCCCAAGUCCCGGUACUGCCGCGGCGUGCCGGACCCCAAGAUCCGGAUCUUCGACGUGGGGCAGAAGAAGCGCGGCGUGGACGAGUUCCCGCUGUGCGUGCACCUGGUGAGCUGGGAGAAGGAGAACGUGUCGAGCGAGGCCCUGGAGGCGGCCCGGAUCGCGUGCAACAAGUACAUGGCCAAGCACGCCGGCAAGGACGCGUUCCACCUCCGCGUGCGCGCGCACCCCUUCCACGUCCUCCGCAUCAACAAGAUGCUCUCCUGCGCCGGCGCCGACCGCCUGCAGACCGGCAUGCGCGGCGCCUUCGGCAAGCCCACGGGCACCUGCGCCCGGGUCCGCAUCGGCCAGGUCCUGCUCUCCGUGCGCUGCCGCGACGCGCACGCGCCGCAGGCGCACGAGGCGCUGCGCAGGGCCAAGUUCAAGUUCCCCGGCCGCCAGCGGAUCAUCACCAGCGGCAAGUGGGGGUUCACCACCUUCUCGCGCGCCGAGUACCUGGACCUCAAGCGCGAGGGGCGCGUCGUGCCCGACGGGUCCAACGCCAAGCUGCUCACCUGGCACGGGUCGCUCGCUGAUCGGAAGCCCGGCAGGGCGGUGUACCCACCCUCCGUUGCAGGCUCUGCUUGCUAGCCUGCUACUGCUUCACUGCUGUCACUUCAGUUCACCAUUGCCAGUGCCAGCCUCCGACCUCUUCAGCCCUUUUUGUGAGGACUGAUGAGGACAUUGCAGGGCCACAUCUCAUUUGUAAUCGUAUACAAAAAGAGCUACUACUACUCAAUAAAAAUGCACGCCUAGGCGUGGCGUGUGUACACGUUUACCUCUGGACGGUACGAUAUAUCGAUCUUACGAUGAUUGCAACGCCAUGGUUACGCUUAUUUGUGUACUGUACUGCUGUGUGUACACCAGCUGGAGCUGUCCAGGCCGGCUUGGCUUGCUUGUCUGUUGCUGCUCUGGAAUAGUAUGUUGUAAACUAGUACUAUGUUUUGUCAGUAAAUAAGAAAGGUGAAUUCGUUUUUAGGGUGCACGCCCGGGCUA